AUGACGCACCAGCAGCGCCGAGUGGCACCGGUCGAGUGUCCUUUGGCGUCGCUGGGCCGCAACACACCCUCGAUGGACACGCGGCAGUACCAUCACCCACUCAGCUCGAGUCCGCUUGAUCCCCAAGCCUACCAGAUGUCCCGCAGUUCGCCCAUCCUGACGCUCGAUUCCGACCUCUACCCACCGGACUCCGGUGGUCUUCUGCCGGCUGUAAACUGUAAAGGAGAACCACCAUCCGAUGGCACCGGCACCGAUGGUGGUGGUGGAGGCGGUGGAUCGCGUCUCUCCCGCAGUUCAUCCUCGUCACUCGAUCAGAACGGAUCCUUUCUCCACCAGACACUCUCACUUCCGUUGCCACCACAUCCGCCAGCCACCGUUAAUGGGCAUGGCCACAGGAGAGCUUAUAGACCUGUGCGACCUCGCACCUACACACCAAUCGAUGCGUUGCUGACUAACACGUACCAGCAGCACCAUCAACGCCUAUCACCGGUGUUGCGUGGCGCACCUCAGGGUGGGUAUCACCACGCGGACGAAGGACACGCGCCCGGAUUGGGCGGACUUUCCGAGGCUGAUCGGUACUUUCUCGAGGAGAAGAUGGACGCGCUCUACAUCCAAGGUGCCAUCCGGCGCAACGCGAACGCCACACCGUCCAGUCUAACGCGCAACCAAUCUAGCAGCAGCAACAACACCGAGCGGUACUACCUCGAAAACGAGAACAUCGACGCGAUCUACAACUUCUGCCGGCGGAAUGCGAACGCUGGAGGUCCGUCUGGUUCGGUGGCCGCUCACAAUGCCCACAACGCGUCCUCGAAGGCGUCCUCGCAGGCCCAAUCCCAGGGUGGUGACUGUCUGGGAGAUUCCAGCUCACCACAUCUCCUCCGACGAGCGUCAAGUCCCGAGACUAGCGGAUCUGAUCGAUAUCUACUCGAUCGGAUACGAGGCUCACCGGCCUUCCGGAGUCCCCGAGGGACACACCUCAAAGUCGUCGGAUCAGCUGACUUCAUCGACGGACGGAUUCCUCUCACGAAAUCGCAACACUACGCUGACGGGUUGUCACGUUAUGGCCGGUUUUCACCGAACCUCGAUCAGGGCUACCACACGCUCGUGUCGCCGUCACCUUCCGGCCAACAGCAAUCCUCGAUACCGGCCUCGUGGACGACAAACGGGAACCACGGGACCGGUGGUGGAUCCACGUCGACCUCAUCGAGUCACGGAAGUCCAGCACAAAGCACACCCGGUGGAGGUGGCAGCGUGAACGGGAGCAAUCGGCCAGUCGAUGGUGCGACGAUCCUGACGAGCCUGGUGAAUGGACAUGGUGCGAGUCCGUACCGAGCCGGUCCGCUGUUCGAUCGGAUACCGGACGAACUGAUGGUGCGCAUCUUCGAGUGGCUGGACAGCAGCGAACUGUGCAAUAUUGCGCGCGUGUGUCGCCGAUUCGAGUCGGUCAUCUGGAAUCCGGCUCUGUGGAAAAUCAUCAAGAUCAAGGGGGAAGAAAACAGUGGCGAUCGUGCAAUCAAGACCAUCCUGCGAAGGUUGUGCGGGCAAACGAGAAACGGAGCGUGUCCGGGUGUGGAGCGAGUCCUGCUAGCCGACGGAUGCCGGUUAACCGACCGAGGACUACAGCUUCUUUCGAGACGAUGCCCGGAGAUAACACACCUGCAGAUUCAGAACAGCGUCACCAUCACGAACCAAGCGCUGUCGGAUCUUGUGACCAAGUGUACAAAUCUGCAACAUCUAGACGUAACCGGCUGUGCACAAAUCACGUGCAUCAACAUCAAUCCGGGGUUGGAGCCACCGCGACGGCUUCUGUUGCAGUACCUGGACCUGACGGAUUGUGCCUCGAUCUGUGAUGCCGGUAUUAAAGUUAUAGCCCGAAAUUGUCCUCUGCUGGUCUAUCUCUACCUUCGACGGUGUAUACAAGUUACAGAUGCCGGCCUCAAAUUUAUUCCAAAUUUCUGCAUCGCGCUUCGCGAGCUAAGCGUUUCGGAUUGCACCAGCGUGACGGACUUUGGGCUGUACGAGCUGGCGAAACUCGGUGCUACUCUGCGCUACCUUUCGGUGGCCAAGUGCGAUCAAGUGUCAGACGCGGGACUGAAGGUGAUCGCCCGACGGUGCUACAAACUGCGCUAUCUAAACGCCCGCGGCUGUGAGGCGGUUAGUGACGAUUCUAUUAACGUGCUCGCCCGGUCAUGUCCUCGGCUGCGGGCCCUUGACAUCGGGAAGUGUGACGUGAGCGAUGCCGGUUUGCGAGCCCUCGCCGAAAGCUGUCCUAAUUUGAAGAAGCUGAGCCUCCGCAACUGUGAUAUGAUCACCGACCGGGGGAUCCAGUGCAUCGCCUACUACUGCCGCGGGCUCCAGCAGCUCAACAUCCAGGACUGCCAAAUCUCGAUCGAGGGCUACCGGGCGGUGAAAAAGUACUGCAAGCGGUGCAUAAUCGAGCAUACGAAUCCUGGUUUCUGUUAG
Molecule: messenger RNA, 2463 nt
Organism: Anopheles nili
Lineage: Eukaryota; Metazoa; Arthropoda; Insecta; Diptera; Culicidae
Gene: Fbxl7
Product: F-box/LRR-repeat protein 7
Exons: 5
Coding region: 1-2463 (820 amino acids)
Biological process (GO): SCF-dependent proteasomal ubiquitin-dependent protein catabolic process
Cellular component (GO): SCF ubiquitin ligase complex
Molecular function (GO): protein binding
Source: RefSeq, a predicted model, not a curated record